This is a messenger RNA of Acanthosepion pharaonis, 2103 nucleotides long. Lineage: Eukaryota; Metazoa; Mollusca; Cephalopoda; Sepiida; Sepiidae. The record is from the annotation of a GenBank genome assembly.
AUGGAUGACAAAUACGCCAAAUACGUGAAGGAUGCCGUUCAUGGGUACAUUAAAAUCAGUCGCAUUUCUGUGAAAAUAAUCGACACACCUGAAUUCCAGCGCUUGAGAAAUAUUAGGCAGAUGGGAUUUGUUUAUUUUGUGUAUCCCAGUGCAAACCACACCAGGUUCGAACACAGUAUUGGAGUUUCGUUCUUGGCGGGAGAAAUGGCUCGCUAUUUGUUGAAGACCUUCAGUGACAAUGAAGAGGUAAAAGCGAGCUGGAUCAAAUGUGCUGAAGUUGCAGGCCUUUGUCAUGAUCUUGGUCACGGACCAUUUUCACAUGAUUUUCAGAAGGGACUGGCACCAGGUGCCAAGCCUGAAGGAAAAUCAAUAAAGAUCUUUGACAUUGUGUGUCAGUAUGACGGGAUUAAGGAUAUCAAAGAGGAUGAACGUGAAAUAGUGAAAGCAAUGAUUCAUCCGGAAAAUGGGGAUUGUAUCAAACAGGAUGAACGUGACAUAGUGAAAGCAAUGAUUCAUCCGGAAAAUCACCAAGAAAUCAUAUCAAAAUACCCGGAUAAAGAAUUCAUGUUCCAGCUAUCAAUCUAUAAUGCCUAUCAAUCAUAUUCUAUCUAUCUAUCUAUCUAUCUAUCUAUCUAUCUAUCUAUCUAUCUAUCUAUCUCAUUCUGUUCAUGUCUAUUUCCUUCUGUUCAUAUCUAUCUAUCUAUCUAUCUAUCUAUCUAUCUAUCUAUCUAUCUGUCUAUUGUUUCCAAUGAUGAGAACGGAAUCGAUGUUGAUAAAUGGGAUUAUCUCGCCAGAGACGCCUUUUAUCUUGGUCAGAAUUCCAACUUCGAUUACAUGCGCCUUUUCGCCCAUGCCAAGGCCCUUAAAGUUGACGGGAAAAUGCAUAUUUGCUAUCCUUUAAAGCUGAAAGAGAAUAUCCAUGGAAUAUACCAUUUAAAACGAUGGAAUUUCAAACACGCUUACCAACACCGUGUAGUCCUCUGCAUCGGCUUAAUGUUUGCUGAUGCUGUAAAAGAAGGACAAUUACAAAUAACAGACAAAUCAACUGAUGCAAUAUAUUAUAAUCUUCGUGGAAGAAGUGAAAUCAUUGAAAAAAUUGAAAGAAGGGAAUUGUACGUCAGCCUUGGUGGUAUACCAAAACAUAAACUGUUCCAGAAUACUGAUUCAGAAAAAACUGGCAACAAAGCCAUUGACUUAUUUCUGGAGAAAUUUAAAGACGCCAAGGAUAUUCCCAAGAAAGAAGAACUCAGAGUUGGUAGUCAGUCAUUCAAAUAUGGAAGAAUGGCAAAGAACCGUUUCAGAAAAAUUUAUUUUUAUCCCAAGUCUAAUCCUGAAAAUGCUCAAUCCUUACCGAAAGCAGAUAUAGAUGCAAUGUUCGCCGCGGCAUUUGCAGAGCCAACCUUCUUUUUCUACAUUAAUACUUCUCACUGUAUGUGUACCUACAUUAAUAUAUUUCUCUCUCUCUCUCUCUCUCUCUCUCUCUCUCUCUCUCUCUCUCUAUUUGGACGAUGGAAUUUCACACAUGCUUACCAACACCGUGUGGUCCUCAACAUAAGCUCAAUGUUUGAGGAUGCUGUAAAAGAAGCGAAAUUAAAGCAAGAUAAAGCUGUAAAAGAUGCAAAAUCACAAAUAACUGAUAUGUCAACUGAUGCAAUAUAUUAUGAUCUUCAUGGAAGCAGUGACCUCAUUAAAAGAAUUGAAGAAAGGAAACUGUAUGUUACUCUUGGAGGCAUACCAAAAAAUAAAUUGUUCCCAGAUGCCAAUUCAAAAAAAUCGGACGAUGAAAUCAAACGCUCCUUUCUGAAAAAAUUUCGUGAUGUCAAGGAUAUGCCCACUUACAAAGAACUAAGAGUUCGUCAACAUUAUUACAAGUAUGGUGAAACAGCAAAGCGCUAUUUUCAAAAAAUUUAUUUUUAUGCAAAGGAUAACCCAAACGAUGCAAGAGCCUUACCAGCAGCAGAAAUAGAUGCAAUGUUCUCCGCGGCAUUUGCUGUACCCACAAUUUUCUUCUACAAACUGAUUGGAACCAAUGAAUCAUUAAACGAUAAAUUGUAUGCAUGCAUCCAUCUAUCUAUCUAUCUAUCUAUCUAUCUGGCUCCUUAA